AUGGGCUCUGCUCGGAUCAUUUCCUCCCCUCUUUCUUGCUUCAUGCUCCUGCUUUUGUCCAUCAAUUUCUCAUCCUCUGCAAUUCUAGAAAGGACGGGCUCGGACCGUAUGGUCAAAGAUAUCUGUUCCAAGACCCAAGACCCUGUCUUUUGCAUGCAAGUUCUAGCAUAUGAUCCUCCAACAAAGGGCGCAGCUCUUCUCAGGAGCCUUGCCCUGUUCUCUCUGGACUUAGCUCAGGCCGGCGCGAGUGAAGCCCGGAUCGCGAUCGACGCAAGGAUCAACAGCACCGGCGACCCGCAGCUGAGGGAGGCAUUCAUCGAGUGCUCGGCUGCUUACGGCGCGGCCGUCUCCGCUCUGAGGGAUGCGGACAAGCUCCUCGUCUCGGGGGAUUACGUUAGCCUGAGGACUCGAGCUUCAGGCGUUGCGGCUCAAGUUGAGCAGUGCCAAACUUCCCUGAAGCUCAAGCAAGAAGCAAGACAAGACCCAAUUGGUGUCAAGAACAACGACUUGAAGCGCAUUUGCAGCAUCAUCCUAGCUAUUUCUAAUCUUUUGCUUGCUUUGAAUUAGUUCUCAACAAGACUCUGUGUCAAUGCUGGGCCAAA
Rhodamnia argentea is the source of this 602-nucleotide messenger RNA. Its product is annotated as pectinesterase inhibitor. Gene Ontology annotation, biological process: negative regulation of catalytic activity. Gene Ontology annotation, molecular function: pectinesterase inhibitor activity. Lineage: Eukaryota; Viridiplantae; Streptophyta; Magnoliopsida; Myrtales; Myrtaceae. Bases 1 to 567 code for a protein of 188 amino acids. The record is from RefSeq and is a predicted model, not a curated record. The transcript has a single exon.